AUGGCACCACCAGCUACAUCUCCUAGUGGUGAUGUGUCAUCCUCCAUGCCUAUGGCCUUUUCUUUUGGCUUGCCACCCCUGGACGUGAAGCUCGAUGGUCAAAAUUAUAGAGAAUGGGCUUUCUCUCUCAAAAUGCUGCUGCAAGCUUGUGGUUAUGCCUCACAUCUCACUGAGGAUCCACCUGCAGCCUCAAAUGAUGCUAAUGAUAAAGCGGUCAAAGCUUGGCGCCUUGAUGAUGACCGUGUGAUGGCUGCUAUCGGCAUGAAUGUUGAGUUGAGCAUUCGCUCAUGUCUUGAGGAUCACAAUACGGCGAAGGAAAUGUGGGAUCACUUGAAAGCUCGCUACCUGAAAGCAUCUAGGCCCCUAAUUGAGUUUUGA
Messenger RNA from Miscanthus lutarioriparius, 378 nucleotides. The record is from the annotation of a GenBank genome assembly. Lineage: Eukaryota; Viridiplantae; Streptophyta; Magnoliopsida; Poales; Poaceae.